UUGUAACCGCCUGGUGUCCGGGGGCAGUGUGACGCGCUCCUGUGCAGGCUACAGGCUUUUUACCAGCUCAGGCCUCAGUUGCCGGAGUUUGUCUUCGAUGUUCCUGUUUCAGGUCAGGUGAUAUAGUGCCGUCAUUUUCUGCAUCUCUCCGUUCCUGUCCGAAGAUUAGGGGACAGCAGCAUACCCCACUACCCCAACCAAAGACACCCCAUCGACCCCCGCUGGUUGAACCCAGUGAGAACAGAGCGGCAAGAGAGCUGUCCGGUUUAGUUCCCCGCCGCCCCUACAGUUGUUUUUUGGUUGCUUUUUUUCUCAGAAUUUCUUCAGUUCAGAACGUGGGUUUAUCACUGACGGGGACUGAUUACUGUCAGUAGGCUAGACAACGAGAAAUAUCAAAUUGGGAAAAAAAGGAUCAGUUGCCAAAGUGUCCAGCGAUAUUUUGUUCUUCGCCUGCAUCAACAAAGGGAGCCAUGCGUAAUAUCAAAGAAAAUGACACAUCUGGCCAAACAAUUCGGGAGUACUGUGUUUUGUCAGAGAAAAUGGAACAUAACUGAGGCGACGUUUACUUCCAAAAGUCCUGAUAAAUUACAUUGGCGGCGCAGCCCCUCUGACUUGGAUUAUGAACGUUGCUUUUCACUACCUGGUAACUUGGAUGGAAUACAGGUACACAAUUCACACGGUAUUGUAAAUGAACAUGUCAGGUGCGUGAAUCUAAUAAACACCGCGUUUUUACGACGUAGGACGGAGCUGUUCACUUGAAGAAAAUGUUACCGACCGUUACAGCUGACCGGCGCUGACGGAAAUCAAACGACAAAGGAGCGUUUCUUUUGUUCGCUGGAAAACGGUUGUAAAAUGUUCGGUUUAAGUAAAGCGCGAGGCUUUUCUAGGAAUCGCAGCGACGCCUCGGGAGCCACCAGCGGAUUGGGAUUAAGGCGCGCAUCGAGAAACCUGGUAUCCUCUUCGGAAGGCUCAAACGCUACCUCAAGGCUAUACGUUGCCUUUAUAUUGCUUCUUUUGUUGUUCACACCCAGAGUGGAUUCUUCGUGGUGGUACAUUGGCGCAUUGGGGGCGGGGGUCAUCUGUGACAACAUCCCAGGCCUGGUGAACAAGCAGCGGCAGCUGUGCCAGAGGCACCCGGACAUCAUGCAGUCCAUCGGCCGGGGAGCCAAAGAGUGGAUCCACGAGUGCCAGCACCAGUUCCGCCACCACCGCUGGAACUGCAGCACGCUCGACCGCGACCACACCGUCUUUGGACGCGUCAUGCUGCGCAGCAGUCGCGAAGCCGCCUUCGUGUACGCCAUCUCCUCGGCCGGAGUGGUCUACGCCAUUACCCGGGCCUGCAGCCAGGGGGAGCUAAAGAUCUGCAGCUGCGACCCCCACAAGAGGGGCCGCGCCAGCGACAACCGGGGCAACUUCGACUGGGGCGGCUGCAGCGACAACGUCAACUACGGCAUCAAGUUCGCCAAGGCGUUCGUGGACGCGCGGGAACGGGCGGUCCGGGACGCGCGGGCGCUGAUGAACCUGCACAACAACCGCUGCGGGAGGACGGCGGUGAAGCGCUUUAUGAAGCUGGAGUGCAAGUGUCACGGCGUCAGCGGCUCCUGCGUGCUCCGGACGUGCUGGCAGGCCAUGGCCGACUUUCGCACGACGGGGGACUACCUCCGGGAGAAGUACAACGGGGCCGUAGAGGUCACCAUGAACCAGGACGGCACGGGGUUUGCGGUGGCUGACAGGGAGCUCCGCAGGCCCAUCAAGAACAGCCUGGUGUACGUGGAGGAUUCGCCAGACUACUGCCUCAGGAACAAGGCCGCAGGCUCCUUGGGCACCUCCGGUCGUGUCUGCAGCAAGUCUUCACUGGGCAGCGAUGGCUGUGAGGUCAUGUGUUGUGGGCGGGGUUACGACACCACCCGCGUCAGACGUGUCACCAAGUGCGAGUGCAAGUUCAAGUGGUGCUGCGCGGUGGAGUGCAAGGACUGCGAGGAGACGGUGGACGUGCACACCUGCAAGGCCCCCAGACACGUCAACUGGCUGAACCACACCUGAAGGCUGCCUCCAGCAUCCCCCAAAUCAGGAUUUCCCUCAGGCCAUUGCAUUCUGGGAGACAGAGUCCAGAACCUUUGUAGAACCCCCGUUCCAGCCCCUCACUUCAUUUCCCUGUCAUGUCGCUUUAUUUAACUGUCCUUGUGAAAGCACUAAGAACACCACAUUUCCCACAAGCCCCCUCCCUGUGCCCUGCAGAUCUGGUUUAUUGUAUUGUUUUGAAUGGGGCAAUUAUGGGACUGCAAGCAACAGUAUGUUCAUAAGCUAUGACCAUUUUGUGUUUUUUUUUUUGGGAGGGGGAAAUAUGUCAUUUGAGUUUUUGUUUAUUUUUACUUGGAGGUGGGAAAAGUACAAAACAGAAAAGCUGCUUUAAAAAAAAGCUUUAAAAUAUAUAUAUUUUUUCAAUUUCACCUUUUGCAGUUGUAGAGGGAUGAUUUUGUGUAUUUAAAUUUUUUUUUGGAGACUGCUGGUUUCUCUACCAGGGAGUGUACACUCGACCACUUUGCUCAGUGCAUUGUAUGUCAGACAGUAGAAUGUGACUGAGACCAAGGCUUCUGAAGUUUGGUUGAGCUUGUCUGUGGUAAUGAGUAAAAUGUUGAAGCAUCAUAAAUGUCCUUGAGAAGAUGGACAUGAAGUUCUGUAUAUGAGCUAAACGGGAUCAGUCUAUGGUCCAGUGAUGCUCAAACAAGCUGGUUCUUUGCCCUGAAGCCAAGUGUGAAGGACGAAAGGCUGUGUAGUGCCAAUUUCAGACCAAAAGUUUUGUGAUGCAAUGAAACCAUUUUAGGAUGCAGCAGAGAUAAGUUGCAGCAGUGGGAACUACCCGCCUCGUCUGAUGAUGGCGCCUGAUGCUGCAGGCAGUUCAACUUGUCUAAUCGCAGACAGCAAGCUUUAGAACACUGAAAAGUCCCCAGUUGCGGCUCAUUGAAUCACAAAUCUUUGGUCUGAACUGGUCUUAAAGGAGAAUCGGAGCAAGGAAUCGUGGUCUUUUUCUGAAGAUGAAACUGCACUAUGGCCAUUAGCUGAAGAGUGAGUGAAUUAGACACAUUUACACAUACUUUUUUUUUGUAUUCCUAACUGAUAAAAAAAUCUCUGUUCAGUUAGUGCCUUACGUGAAGAACUGUUCAGUCAGCAGGGAGAAUGCUGACCUCUGUUUCUGUUCUCUGGCUUGCUUGUGUAUCUUGUGUAAAAGGAUUCUUUAUUUUAUAAACAGAUGUAUAUAUAAAUAUAUGGCUUUAAUAUAUCA
Messenger RNA from Anguilla rostrata (American eel), 3283 nucleotides. RefSeq names its product protein Wnt-2b-A-like. Bases 853 to 2043 code for a protein of 396 amino acids. Gene Ontology annotation, molecular function: cytokine activity; frizzled binding. Gene Ontology annotation, cellular component: extracellular region. Gene Ontology annotation, biological process: cell fate commitment; multicellular organism development; neuron differentiation. Lineage: Eukaryota; Metazoa; Chordata; Actinopteri; Anguilliformes; Anguillidae. The record is from RefSeq and is a predicted model, not a curated record. The transcript has 6 exons.